AUGGUCAGAUUCUUUGAAAACUCACAUUUAUACGAUCAUGACUUCAAGACUGCCUCAUUUGCUUAUUUAAACAGGUAUCCGAAUCCAUAUGCUAGUCAUGUAUUAAGUAGCGAUACGCUAGAGAGUUAUGUCGAUAGUGAUGGGUGCUUGAGAACCACUAGACUUGUCGUAAAGACAGGUCGCUUGCCCAACUUUAUUAAGCCUUUCCUAGGUGAUAACUUGAAUUCCUGGAUUAUUGAAAAAUCGCUAAUCAACCCUAAAACGAAUAAGAUGCUUUGCUAUAGUGCUAACAUAGACCACAGAAAGUUUAUAAAAGUUGAAGAGUAUCUCAAAUAUACUGGCAAGCAUUCUCUUUCUACGUUGGUUGAAUGGAAAGUUAAGUUUUCUUCGAAUUUUUUCGGAUUCAAAGAAAGAAUAGAACAUUGGGGUCAUCGGAACUUUUCCUCAAACAUGCCAAACUCUAGAGAGGGAUUACUGUACGUUAUGAACAAAUUCAAAGAAAAAAACAGCAUAUUCUUACAAAAGUGA
This is a messenger RNA of Priceomyces carsonii, 528 nucleotides long. RefSeq lists its product as uncharacterized. The transcript has a single exon. Gene Ontology annotation, cellular component: mitochondrial intermembrane space. Lineage: Eukaryota; Fungi; Ascomycota; Pichiomycetes; Serinales; Debaryomycetaceae. The record is from RefSeq and is a predicted model, not a curated record. Gene Ontology annotation, biological process: phospholipid transport. The coding region runs from base 1 to 528 and encodes 175 amino acids. Gene Ontology annotation, molecular function: phosphatidic acid transfer activity.